Molecule: messenger RNA, 3399 nt
Organism: Doryrhamphus excisus (bluestripe pipefish)
Lineage: Eukaryota; Metazoa; Chordata; Actinopteri; Syngnathiformes; Syngnathidae
Gene: vldlr
Product: very low density lipoprotein receptor
Biological process (GO): receptor-mediated endocytosis
Cellular component (GO): plasma membrane; apical plasma membrane; signaling receptor complex
Molecular function (GO): protein binding; hormone binding; calcium ion binding
Source: RefSeq, a predicted model, not a curated record
GCGCGCGCGUCUUGCGUUUAUAUAUGUGGUGGGCGCGUGAACCGGCAAGUGAACCGAGCAGGGGUGGCUCGAGCCAGCAGGAGCAGAGCUUUUAGCAAGGCAGCCCGCAAGCGCUCAGCUAGCAACCGAGCGCACCUUCCAGCAGCGAGACAUGGUUAAUUCCACCCCCGGGAUCCUUCUGCUGCCGGUGUUAAUAUACCUCCAACAGUUUACGGAUGUUCACGGAACUAAGACGGAAUGCGAGGCCAACCAGUUUCAGUGUGAAAAUGGACGUUGCAUCACAUCUGUCUGGAAGUGUGACGGAGAUGAGGACUGUGCCGAUGGCAGCGAUGAACGCUCGUGUGUGAAAAAGGUUUGUCCAGACACUGACUUUGUAUGUCGUAACGGUCAGUGCGUUCCAAAGCGAUGGCACUGCGAUGGGGAGCCAGACUGUGAGGACGGGUCAGAUGAGAGUGUAGAAAUCUGCCACAUGCGGACAUGCCGUUUGAAUGAGUUUAGCUGCGGGGCAGGCACCACUCAGUGUAUCCCUAACUUCUGGAAAUGUGAUGGUGAAAAGGACUGCCACAAUGGAGAAGACGAAGUCGGCUGUGGUAAUGUGACCUGCGCUCCAAAUGAAUUCACCUGUGCCAGUGACCGCUGCAUCUCCCGAAACUUUGUAUGCAAUGGCAAGGAUGACUGUGGCGAUGGCUCUGAUGAGGUGGAGUGUGCGCCGUCUUCCUGUGGUCCCAGUGAAUUCCAGUGCGGAAACUCGUCAUGCAUCCCUGCCAGUUGGUUGUGUGAUGAUGACGUUGACUGUCAGGAUCAAUCGGAUGAGUCUCCGUCGCGCUGUGGCCGACACCCAACACCACCGGCCAAAUGCUCAACUAGUGAGAUGCAAUGCCAUUCAGGAGAGUGUAUACACAAUAGGUGGAGGUGUGACGGUGACACCGACUGCAAAGAUGGCAGCGAUGAAGCCAACUGUCCCGUACGCACCUGCGCAGCAGAUCAGUUCAAAUGCGAGGACGGGAACUGCAUUCAGGGCAGCAGACAAUGUAACGGCAUGAGAGAGUGUGCUGAUGGUUCAGAUGAAGUCAACUGCAAAAACUUGACUCAGUGUAAUGGACCAGAGAGGUUCAAAUGUCGCAGCGGGGAGUGUAUCGAGAUGAGCAAAGUGUGCAACAAGGCCCGAGACUGUCCUGACUGGAGCGACGAACCCAUAAAGGAAUGCAACGUCAACGAGUGCCUAAUGAACAAUGGGGGCUGUUCACACAUUUGCAAGGACAUGGUAAUUGGCUUUGAGUGUGACUGUAUACCUGGACUGCAGCUCAUCGACCACAAGACCUGUGGAGACAUCAAUGAGUGUCUGAACCCUGGCAUCUGCAGUCAGAUCUGCAUCAACCUAAAAGGAGGAUACAAGUGUGAAUGUCACAACGGCUACCAGAUGGAUCCAACUACAGGAGUCUGUAAGGCCGUGGGUAAAGAGCCCAGUCUGAUUUUCACAAACCGCCGUGACGUCCGUCGUUUGGGUCUGGAGGGGAAGGAGUACACUCAAAUUGUGGAGCAGCAGAGAAACACGGUUGCUCUGGAUGCAGAUUUUGGCCAGCAGAUGAUGUUUUGGGCCGACCUGGGACAGAAGGCCAUAUUGAGCACGGUGCUGGACAAACGAGGGGAUGUGGGCGUCCACCAUAAAGUGAUAGAUAACGUCCACUCUCCUGUGGGAAUCGCUGUGGACUGGAUAUACAAGAACCUGUACUGGUCUGAUCUGGGUACCAAAACCAUCUCUGUCGCUAACUUUAACGGAACCAAGCAGAAAAUCCUGUUCAACAGAGGCCUGAAAGAGCCGGCUUCCAUUGCUGUGGAUCCUCUGUCUGGGUUCCUGUACUGGUCUGACUGGGGUGUGCCAGCAAAAAUUGAGAAGUCUGGUAUGAACGGAGUGGAUCGGCAGAUUCUGGUAGCAACAGACAUCCAGUGGCCAAAUGGAAUAACCCUUGAUCUAAUCAAAGGCAGGUUGUAUUGGGUGGAUUCAAAGCUGCACAUGCUCUGCAGUGUUGACCUGAAUGGAGACAACAGGAAGAAAGUUCUGCAGUCUUCAAACUACCUAGCGCACCCCUUUGCUCUCACCGUUUUUGAGGAUCGUGUCUUCUGGACAGAUGGUGAGAAGAAAGCCAUCUAUGGAGCAAAUAAAUUCAGUGGCUCAGAUGUUGUGACACUGGCCAACAACCUGAAUGAUCCACAAGACAUCAUUGUUUAUCAUGAGCUGAUUCAGCUAUCUGGAACAAACUGGUGUGCCGAGAGAGGUGAAAACGGGGGCUGCAGCUUCAUGUGUUUGCCAGCACCGCAAAUCAACAAACACUCCCCCAAAUAUACCUGCAUGUGUCCAGAAGGGCAGGAACUUGCUGCUGAUGGCCUACGUUGCAAACCUGAAGCCAACGUGAGUACAUCAAUCCAGGUGAACACUGCAGCCAGAGGCUCUGCGGCAGCAUGGGCAGUACUUCCUGUGUUGGUGUUUGCCAUGGCGGUGGCAGGCGGCUAUUUGAUGUGGAGAAACUGGCAACUGAAGAAUCAGAAAAGCAUGAACUUUGACAACCCCGUCUACCUGAAGACCACAGAAGAAGACCUCAACAUUGAUAUCACGCGGCACAGCACAAACGUGGGGCACACAUACCCAGCGAUUUCAAUAGUGAGCACAGAGGAGGAUUUAUCGUGACCAUCUUGGUGUUGGUUUUUUUUGGUAAUGGGAGCUCAUGGCGCCUCCUUGUUCCCAUCUUGGUUGUCCAAACGGCAGCCUCGCUCACAGAACGACCCUAUGCCCCAUGAAGUGCAUUAUGUAUUAUCACCGGUGAAGGUAACUGGAAGAAAUGUUAUUUAUUAUGUACAUAGUUAUACACCCCCCAUCUCUCCUGCUGUCCAUUCCUGUGUCCAACAGUAUUGUUUGCAUCAAAUAUCAGAUGCGAGGAACAACACAGGGAAUUGCAACCAUUUAUUUUUCCUCAGCGUUUAAUGGUCGGCUGGCUUUUGAAAUGACUUGGACUUGUACCCAGUCCCUCUCUCACCAAGUACAUCGGUGAGAUCUGCUGGACAGGUUUAGGGGCGGGAAGAAAAAAAAAACAGCAUCUUGCCUUCAAACCAUCCAGGUUCCGUAAAUCAUGUCUUCAUUCCUGCAGUACCUCCUGAGUGUACGUGUUUUCUGACACUGAUUGGGGAUGCAAGAGGUUCCAUAUGUUCAGUAUUUGUAAACAUUGUACAUAUUUAGCCAUCAUCACAGAGAUGAUUGUCAAUCAGGAUUCUAUUCAAUGCACUUUUGGAUCAAAUGUUCUUGUGUAAAUAAGAUUGUAUACAUUUGACAUGAGAUCUUUUGCUAUGGUUAGGCAUUGUAUUGGGGUCAAAUGUAUUUAACGGGGGGGGGGGACAUGAUUUGGU